AAUAUUCAAAAUGCCUGAGUCAGAGAAUUGGCCACCUUUGGAGUGGCUCGCUCGCUCGCUCGCUCUCUCUCUCUGUCUCUCUCUCUUCAAUGUCUUUCCUCUUUCCUCAACAACCCUCUUCAGUUCUCAUCAUAGUUCGACGCAGAUCAUCGCAUCUCUCUCUUCAUCUACCUCUCGCUCUCUCUCUCUCUCCACCGAAACCCUCUCUUCACUCUACCAAAACCCUAUCUGAAACCGAAAGCCUCACUCAAACCCUCUACUGAUCUGGUUCUAAGAUGUUGAUUUGGGUUCGGUGAUCUCUCUCUCAGGAUCUGGGCAUCUCUCGGGAUUUGGGUUCGAAGUUCACAAUCUGGGCAUCUCUCUCUCAAGAUGAAAGAAGAUGAAAUUGAGUGAAGAAGAUGAAGAAACUUCAAACCCCAUUAAAGGUAGAUGGAACUUACAAACAUAAUAUUGAAAAUUUGGUUCACAAAGUAUGUACACUAGCUCGGGAGACCACAGAAGAACAUGAAAAAAGUUGCUUGAGGGCAUCAAGUGUGGUUUAUGGCGGGGUUUUCACACAUUUUUUUGUUGAUUUUGAUGAGCUGGAGGCAGAUGAUUUAGUUAAGCAGCUUUCAGAACCAUUCACACCUGAAGAUGCAUUCAUGUUUGGUCCACAUUCUGUACUUGAUUUGGAUCACAUUCAGACAACUGCAAAUUUCAUAGACACUCUUCCUUUUGAUGGGGAUUUUCCAGCACAUUUCAUGGCCGAGGAUGAUGUGACGAGUGAAUCUUCUGUUGCUGACCUCUCUCAAUUCAUUCCCAAGAUGCCAGCAGUGCCUUCCAUGUGUCACAUUAUUAGUGUUGGGAAGCUUGUUGAAUCGUUGUUUUCAGGCGCUCGAGGUAGCUGAUCAAGUGGUUGUAACAUCUGUUUUAACUGACCAGGUCAUGACGCUCACAGUGGGUCAACUUCGAAUAAAUCAGAUAAGUUGACCAAGAGAAGCAGAACCAGGUGAUUUCGAACUGAUGGGUCACCCCUCAGAAGAAGCAGAACCAGCAAAAGAAGAAACAAACCUCGUCGGAGGGGAGUCUUGUAGCAAGAGAGAAGACCAACAAUCAUCAACAAGAGAGAGGGGCUUUGAUCGAACCAGAUGAGCCUUGAAUCAGACGAACUAGACCUAGACGAACCAGAUGAUCAAUGAAGCAAGAAGCUUCAAUCGACAACCAGGUCACAGAGAGAGAGAGAGAGAGAGAGAGAGAGAGAGAGAGAAGACUCACGGCCAACGACUGCAACACUCUUCAACCAACGGUGCUAGGGUUUUGCAAACAGCUUUGAUACCAUGUAAGAUUCCUGAAAACUUUUAUGUAUAUUCAAUUUUAUCAAUGAUUACAAUCAUACCUUAGAUUAUAUAGCCCUAACUCCUAAACCAAAAAUGAAAAUACAAUCACAUACCAUCACGCCUCUAAUAUGUACAAUCACAAGCAUACCUAAUUUAGAAUAUACACUAUAUUUUCACAUCAACAUCACCCCUUCCAUAUAGUGCCGUGGCCAGUCAAUGUGAAGCUCUUAGCACAUGCACAACAACGAAGAUUUCGAGUUGUUUGACAAUCCAUGAAAGUCAUUACACCAAAACAGCUGAAAAACUAUGUCCAGCGUCUUCUGCAGAUGGGUGCACAGAAAUCACGAAUGCUGGUUACCAUCAAUUAGUGCUGCUGGGAAGAGUUUUUUAGGAGCUUUUUCAUUGGUUGAAGAUGAGAUUGAUCUUGGAGUUGAAGUUGAACCUAAAGCAGUAGCAGAAUCAAGAGUUGGUGGUGUCAUCGUCAAGCAUUGGUGGUGAAUUCCAUUGAUAUUGAAUUUGCAAGUUGAAACACCUCCCUUAUCAAAGUUUUUGAAUACAACGGUAACAAACUGUAUGCAAUCAAACUUAUAACAUCAUUAUUCAAUCAGGUUUUAGUCUUUCCUCAAGUCUUCGUCGACUUUCAUCCUCAAUCCCUCAAUUCCAAAAGCAAAUAUGUUGCAGUCUUGGUAAUCAAUUCUCUUUAAUAUUAUUUUCUUCUAUCGAAACACAUAUUUUACAGACUUUCUAAAUUCCAUAAUACUUUAUAGAGAUAUUAUCGAAACACUGCCUUCAAAAAAUUCACGGCGUGCAACUGUACCACAGUCACCAACUCCAACUCCAGACAAGAUCAUCCUAAUUAGACAGUUGCCAACUUUUGUUUCAACAGUAACAAUUCAUACAAAUUAACUUUAAACUUACACUAAAGAACACCACUAAUUGAUAAUAUCAUUUUAAAAGCAACAUUUUAUUAGAUCAAGGCUUCAGUAAAUGUUCAAGACUUUCAACAGCCUUUUUUGAUAUGUGUUGCCCUUCAUGUAACAAAGGUACAAACGUUGCACCAGGUGAUCUAUUUCAGUGCAACUAUUGUGGCAACAAAGUUCAAGCAAGAUGCAAGUUCAAUGUUAAGCUGAAAGAUUCCACCGGCAAAGUAACUGCAACGAUAUUUUGAGAGCAUGCCAAGAAACUCUUCAAAGUAAAUGUUGACACUUGGAUACACAAAAUCUGAAACUGUAAAAUUCGUUGACUAUUUCUCAUUUAUUAAACUUUUUAUGUACAUCACUUAACAAUACUUUAACACAAAAAAACUAAACGAUUAUGAAUAGGUUGAUGUGGUUCCCUUGGAUGCAUUAGCCACUCUAUACACAACAGAAAAGUAAAUUGCGCAACUACAUGUAAUUUGAUAAGGGAGGUGUUUCAACUUGCAAAUUCAAUAUCAAUGAAAUUCACUAACAAUGUGAAAGGAUGACACCAC
Messenger RNA from Camellia sinensis, 2787 nucleotides. NCBI's taxonomy places the organism in Eukaryota, Viridiplantae, Streptophyta, Magnoliopsida, Ericales, Theaceae. The record is from RefSeq and is a predicted model, not a curated record.